AUGGCGUAUCCGUUGAUGCCGGAGGGCGCGACGCCGCUGGAGAUCCCCACCGACCGGCCGGCCUUCUACGAGUGUUUCAAGUCCUUUGGCGUCCCCGCGGCCGCGACCGCGUUCCGCCUGGUCGCUCCGCCGACGGAGACAAGCGCGUCCCGCCCAGAACGCAUCACCAUCUACAUGCCUCCUCCCCCUCCCGAGAUGGUCUACUUCGCCAAGCGCUUCGCGUACGCCUACAUCACCCCGGCGACGGCCCCGUGCCGCGCCGACCCGGGCGCCUUCAUCCGCCGGGUCUUCCGCACCCUGGCGCUCGACCUGCCGCAGAGCUUCGAGCUCCUGCCCCCCGGCCACGGCGCGGACGCGACGGUACGCUUCCGCACGCCCGACGACCAGGAGGCGGCCAUGCGCCGACAGCCGUUCGAGCUCGACGGCGCCACCGUGAAGCUGGUGCGCGAGGGGGAGACCAGCAACUGCUCCCGCGCCAGGAACGACUACAUCGCCCACGUCGCGCUGCACGACUACCCCGUCGAGCAGCGCACCCAGGAGGAGAUCGGCGCCAACUGCGGCAGGUUCGGGUUCGUCCACGAGAUCGACCCGGCCUGCUUCGCGGCGCCACAUCUCGCCACCGUCCCCGUCGUCCUCCAGCUCGAGGACCCUCGAGAAAUCCCCCGCGAAGUCCGGAUCAGGUACCAUGGUGGCUCCACCAGCGUCGUCCCCGUCGAGAUCGUCAGGCUUUGGGACCACGCGCACUCCUCCGACGCCCAUGGACAGUAUGUUCCUCUCUUCCAGGCCCCGACUGCGGCGGCUUGA
Molecule: messenger RNA, 804 nt
Organism: Triticum turgidum subsp. durum (durum wheat)
Lineage: Eukaryota; Viridiplantae; Streptophyta; Magnoliopsida; Poales; Poaceae
Source: the annotation of a GenBank genome assembly